AUGACGGGGAACAGGAAACUUCUGUGGCAGGGCAGGCCAUGGAACCCCGCAGGCAAGCCCGCGGCCGCCGCCGGCGAGCUGCGGUGGGGCCGCGGCAUGCACGCACAGCAGUGGCGGACUGUAUUGGAACUUAGGAUGGAUGCAAAUGCACAACAUGCUUUGAUGGCUAGACAAGCAGCUGGGAUGGUUGUUGUGAUGGUGACCUUUGUAGUAAAUAGGCUUAGAAGGAUUAGUGGAGAAGAGAAUUGCAUUGGUGACAUUGAUGGCACACAUGUGUUGGCAAGGGUGCCUAGACACAUGCAACAAGCUUUCAGGGGUAGACACAAGCAUCCAACACAGAAUGUGAUGGCUGCAGUGAGCUUUGACCUAAAGUUUACAUAUGUUCUUGCUGGCUGGGAGGGCUCAGCCCAUGAUGCACUAAUCCUGGCUGAUGCCAUUGAGAGAAAUGAUGGCUUCACUGUCCCUGCAGAUGAGAUUGUACCAGUAGAGGAAGGUUUUCAUGGUGACCUGCCUGAGGAUGAUGAGGGAGAGUCUUACAAUGCUAUGUCUGAGACCAUGUUGCAAUUUGGUUAUUUCUACUUCAUUGCUUCUGGUGCAGCGGCACUUGGUCAGCCAGCACAACCUGCUUUGGUUGACCUGGAUGGGGGACCACCUAAUGGUGAGCCUGCAAUUGCUGUAGGACAGCAAGGACCCAUGAGGUGGAAUAACAACACUUCUGGUUUUGUCCUAAUGAGGAUGGCCCAGAUUGUGUCUGAGGGGUCUAGGACUGACAAGACAUACAAAGAUAAGGAUGUCAAUGCUGUAGCUAAGGCUCUUAGGGACUACAGUGGGGUUGCUGUUAGUCCAACUCAGGUGUACAAUCUUCUGAGAAAGUGGAAACAAAAGUGGGCUAAGGUAGCCAAGUUGAAGGACCUUAGUGGGGCAACAUUUGAUGAUGAUGUCCAUGCCAUAAUGCUUGAGCAGGACCACUACCUUGGUCAUUGCAAGGACCACCCUAAGGAUGCUGAAUACCUCAACACCCCCAUCAGGUUCUACAAAGAGAUGGAGGCCCUCUUUGGUAGCACUUUGGCAACUGGUAGGUUUGCCUUAGGGUCCAAUGAACCAUUGGGGGUGAAUAAUGCAGACAGUGUGGCUGCUAAGCUUGAGGGGCAGGACUUCUCUUGUGGUACUUCUGAGUUUGGGGAGGGCAGCAAGGCCACAGCACCUGUGUUUGGGGAGGGCAGCAAGGACAACAUUGUAGGGGCUAAGAGGAAGAGGGCCAACUUUAGUGAGGAAGAGAUGCUUAUGAUGACCAACAUGAUAGAUGCUGUCAACAAUGUUGCCAAUGCUAUGCUGAAAACAGGUGCUGCACAUGUCGAUCCAGACCUCUACCUUGCUGUCAUGGAGAUGGAGAUGUCUGACUUCUCCACUGAGGCCUUGAUUGUUGCCUACACCCAUCUCCUUGAGAACAAGGCUGUUGCAACUGGUUUUGUCAACAUGCCCACCCCCCAUAGGGCCAUAUGGCUGAGGACCUACCUGGCCAAGAACUACUAUUUGUAG
Panicum virgatum (switchgrass) is the source of this 1539-nucleotide messenger RNA. RefSeq lists its product as uncharacterized. Bases 1 to 1539 code for a protein of 512 amino acids. The record is from RefSeq and is a predicted model, not a curated record. The transcript is spliced from 7 exons. Lineage: Eukaryota; Viridiplantae; Streptophyta; Magnoliopsida; Poales; Poaceae.